This is a messenger RNA of Babjeviella inositovora NRRL Y-12698, 767 nucleotides long. RefSeq lists its product as uncharacterized. The coding region runs from base 36 to 695 and encodes 219 amino acids. Lineage: Eukaryota; Fungi; Ascomycota; Pichiomycetes; Serinales. The record is from RefSeq and is a predicted model, not a curated record. The transcript has a single exon.
CAGAGUUUAAGUUAAAAGCUUGUGUGGUUGCUGCUAUGACCACGGCUGUUGCGGCUGGUGCCACAGUUGCUGGAACUGUGUAUGCUUAUAAGUCGAUUAGAAGUGACAUCGAGCUCAACGGAGGUAUUAGCCAUGAUAUCAGCAAUAUCCCUGCGCAAUUAAAUGCUCAACCAGGGAUGAAUGUUGAUUACAUACACACUGGCCUACAGGCAAGGGACAUUAGUAACAACAGUUACAGCACAAUGGUGGAGGUAAACUAUACCAGUCCAGGUGGCUUGACUUUCAGUUCAUACGUCGAUUUAGGUCUCGCUAUCACCUCCGGAAUUGUCGAACUAGGAACACAUUUCGACCAGUCUACUGCUACUUUAGCUAAAAGGUCUUAUAUGGAUAAAGGGAUCAAACAUUUUUCUGACGGUUGGGGAAUUAAGCUAUCUUACUGUCAUACACAAGCGGCCGACUUUUUGACUAUGAUAUAUGACUGGGAUGGCUUGUAUAACUCUAUGGAGACAUACUAUGAUUACUACAUACGUGGUAGUGUUUUGACUUGGUAUUUUGCGGGUAUUAAUAACAAUUGGCUCGAAAGCGGAGGUAGACACCGGUUGUUUAUGGAGUCGAUGAUGGUCUUUGAAACCGGAGGGUUUGGGGAUAGGUACGAUAACUGUGGUAAAUAUUACUUCGCUGACAUCGCGGUAUAAGCCAUAGUUGUUCUCAGUACAAUAAACUGAUGUGCUGCUUCGUGGAUUACAAAACAGGAGAGGAUGUCUCCC